Drosophila serrata is the source of this 2140-nucleotide messenger RNA. RefSeq names its product Cuticular protein 47Ee (gene Cpr47Ee). The record is from RefSeq and is a predicted model, not a curated record. Gene Ontology annotation, cellular component: chitin-based extracellular matrix. Gene Ontology annotation, molecular function: structural constituent of chitin-based larval cuticle. NCBI's taxonomy places the organism in Eukaryota, Metazoa, Arthropoda, Insecta, Diptera, Drosophilidae.
ACGAAAAUGUAUGUGUCAGCCAGUAGUUGGCAGUUAUAAAUCACAUCUCGCCUAGAUCUGGACAUGAGCAAUCCCAGGCCGAACGCCUGAUGAAUAACCCCAGUGGAGCGUGGAACAAUGGAACACCUCCGGCUGACAAGCUCCCACAGACUAUCCUGGGGAUAGGCAUAAUAUUUCUCUAUCCCAUUUGACAAAUGAUGUUUGUAGACCAAGUUGAGGUCCGAGUGGCACCUUGACCACCAACCAGAUCAUGGGGAUCGCGGAUCCGCGGGGCACACACAUAACUCACACAGACACCUGUGAAGACAGGUGCUGGAGCAAAAAGCCAACAAUUUGCAUACGGGGGCCGCCUCAUAAACAAGUGCGCGGAAGAUGAGAGCUGGCCACCAUGAAGAUAUCAAUCAGCUGGAGUCAGAAGCAUAGCCACUAACUAAAUUCGUUUGUCCUUCUGUCAAUGGCCGAUAAAAAACCAAUAAAGCUGCCACCCAGCAGCAGCGAAGACUUGUUAACACGCAGAUAAAUUACACUGCCCCCGGGAGAUGGCCAUCGAGAUGCGGUCAGCAGUGGGCACAGGAAGCGGCCGGGUCGCUGGGUCGAUUGUUCUAACCAUAAAGCUGAGCUUUAGGGCCCGCCGCUUGGAUCGCAGAUCGAGAUUGAGACUGAGAAUCGCAUAAAUACGGCAGCCACUGGGAGCCGCCGUUGCAGUCGUGGCACGGCGUUCGAUCAGUGACUUCCAGUGGCAGCCGCAUCUUAAUCUCCAGCUCCAUCGCCAGCUCAAACUCAUUCGCAAUCCGAAUCCGAAUCCCAGCCAUAACUCAGUGCGAAAGUGAGACGUCGGGUUUAUCGAGCGUGUAAUUGGGAGCUCCGUACGCUCCGUCCGAGAUUUAUGAUCCACGGCACCCGCCCACUGACAGCCUAAAUGUCUAGGGCUCGCUCCCCGCGAUUCCGCCAGAUCCGCUGGCUCAUCCUCUGGCUCUCCAUAAUCAUCUCCAUUAGUCAGGCUCAGUUGCCGGGAACUGGCUUCCAAGGACAACGGCAGCAGAUUCCACCGCUGCAGCAGACCAAUCCAUUCCAGCGCCGCCAACCCAAUCCGGUGCAGGGCCAAGGACUAUUUCCGGCACAGAGGAAUCCUCUUAAUCCGCUCGGGAAUCCCUUGGCUUCGCCACUAACUGGAGCCGGGCUGCAGAAUCCCUACACGCGCUACAAUCAGUACCAGCAGCAGAACUAUGUACCCAUCACGGCCUACCAGAACGAUCUUAAUCUGGAUGGAAGCUUCUCCUACGGUUACUCAUCCGCUGAUGGAACCACUGCCCAGGCUCAGGGAUAUGUCAAGAACUUGGGAUACGGCGAAGGAGUAGAGGCUCAGGUCAUUCAAGGCUCUUAUUCCUACACCUCGCCGGAGGGCACUCCCAUCACUGUGCGCUACAUUGCCGAUGAAAAUGGAUUCAGGGCCGAGGGCACCGGAAUACCAGCUUCUCCUCAAUACUUUCUAGGCACCCAGCCGUAUCAGCAGGCCGGUGGUGUCAUCAAUCCUAAUCUAAACCCAUAUCAGACACCCUUCCGCCAACUGCCGCCUCCGCUGCCCAACGCUCCCUUUCGUCCUCAGAUCCCAGGUCAGGGACAGCAACCACUGAACCCGCUGCAGCAACAGCAGCAGCAGCAGCAGCAACGUAAUUUCCAGCAGCAACAGAACUCCGGUCAAUAUCAACCGGAUCAACCGUUUAACCAGUUGCACUCUGGCAACUUGCCCGGACAGUAUGCCGGCCAAUUCGGUCAACCAGGACAGCAAUUUGGCAGCAAUCUCACAGCCCAGCAGGCGCAGCAGCAGCAACAGCAGCAGAACCUUAACCAACAGCAACAGAAUCUCAACCAGCAACAGAAUCUUAACCAGCAACAGAAGGAGCAGCAGAAUGAGCAGCAACAGCAGGCGCUGAUCACUCAGCAACUGAGGGGCAGGCCCAACAACCUGGUGGAUCCCUAUGGCUAUAACCAGUAUGGCAGACGCUUUAAGAAGUCACCGAGAACCCCAAAGGAAUAAUGCAGCUAUAAAGGGAAUGUUAACCUUCCAUCGAAACAAUUAAUUAGUCCAAACAUGUAGUCGCAACUCAAGGGCAUGAAAUACAUGCAUUCGAAAAGUCAA